ACGCUCCGGCAGACAGACGACCAGACAGAGCAGGAGACAGACAGACGAGUCCUCCCUCAAACUCAAGAAAAAGAAAAGAGAAAAAAUCAAAGAAAAUUACAAAUCUUUAAAACAGUAUUGUAAAAGAUUUAAGAUCUUUGACUUUGACUAAGUUUUUAAGCCGCUCACAAACAGAAGUUGAAGAUGCAGAUGUGCACAGUCCUGGAGAAGAAAGGUGGAUGUGUGGUUGGAGCCGAGCUCAGCUGCAGUGUGAAGGAGGAAAAUCCAAAUAUGAAAGAGAGUUACACCGCUAACUGGCGCAGCAUCAAUAUGAAGACUCAACCUGAGGAUCGCCAAUCGAUGCUGAUGUCAGAUGACUCUCGCCGGGAGUCCCUGUCCCGUUACUGGCAGGCACGUCCUCUCAAUCAGGCCUGCCCAUCGGGUGUUGUCAGAGUGGGCACUGUGGACACAGGUGUAAGGGAGCACCAGCUCUUACCCAACAGGAACAGCCUGCCCUUGCCCAUCUUUAAGCCUGCUGAACUGGGUGUCCGCCUGGGCCGUGGAGCCCCACACACCCUGCAAGAUCUGCCUCCCGCCAGGGUUCCAGACGGAGCCUGUCCAGACAAGAGACCAGUGGAACAGAUCACCAGGGACCUGCCGCCCGUCAAGCCCAUGCAAAUGGAGUUUGCCAAAGCACCCAGAGCCCUGGGCCGAUCCAUGUCUCAGGAGGCCCAGAGGGGCUGAAAAGCAGAAAGACAAAUAUGAGUCAAAGACUGUAUGGACGUUAUUAAAUAAUGAUACAAAAGGCAGGAUGAAACAGAGGGGGUAAGCAAGUAGAAACUGGUUUUUAGGGAUAGUCAAACAGCAUGUGCAGAGAGUGAAACUUCAAAUGAAGAAAUGAUGUUCAUGAUGGCAAAAAGAAAGCUGAUGAUCCUGAUAAUGAACUUGAUGACAAGAAUAAUGCUUUGUAUAGUGAAUUUGAGUUGUAAAUAGUAAUUGCUUGUUUUGUAUUGAUUGUCAAAAACACAGCACUUUUUGUCCGGUUGCCAUUAACUGAAUGUGCACAGGUUCAAUUUUGAGCUCAUGUGGAUGUUUUUAACAUGCUGUCAAGGUUAGUUCUGCAAAAAAAAAAAAA
Messenger RNA from Sinocyclocheilus grahami, 1114 nucleotides. It is a transcript of the gene tcap, whose product is annotated as titin-cap (telethonin). Gene Ontology annotation, molecular function: titin binding; titin Z domain binding; protein-macromolecule adaptor activity. Gene Ontology annotation, biological process: sarcomerogenesis; skeletal muscle contraction; skeletal muscle thin filament assembly. The transcript has 2 exons. The record is from RefSeq and is a predicted model, not a curated record. The coding region runs from base 184 to 723 and encodes 179 amino acids. Gene Ontology annotation, cellular component: Z disc. NCBI's taxonomy places the organism in Eukaryota, Metazoa, Chordata, Actinopteri, Cypriniformes, Cyprinidae.